CUGGGGAGGGCGGGCUCGCCCUGCCAGCGGCGCGGCCAUGCUCAUCACGCUGUGCUACCUGUACCUGUGGGCGCGCUGGGGUCGCCGGCCGGCUGAGCUCGUGCGCGCCACGGUGCGGCGGCUGCGCGCCUCGCGCUGCUCCCUCACCUUCUGCGGCGCGGCUGCGCAGCCCCCCGGCGCCCGCGUGUGCCUGAGCCGCGGCGGCCGCGUCUUCUGCGUCAGCGACAGCCAGUCCAUUGAAGACUUGAACAAGUGGGCUCUAUUUCUUGUGUCUCCUUUUAUACUUGAAGCAGAACACAUAGCAUUUGUGACAGAGAGCAUUUGGGUACAAAGUGAGAAUUUACAGAGAUCAUCCUCUUCCUCAGAAACUAUUGUCAAGUGGUCAGACUGUUGUUUGCCAUUAGCUUGCAGACCUGGGGAUCCUUAUCGGCUAAUUGCUGAAGCAAGUGUGGACAACUUCAGCAAGCUGGGGGUGGCAUUCAUGGAAGAUAGACUCCACAUGGAUAAUGGACUGGUACCCCAAAAGAUUAUGUCGGUGCGCUUGCAGAACUCCACUCUGAAGGAAGUUAAGGAUCAGGCCUCAAACAAGCAAGCCCAGAUCCUAGAGCCGAAGCCUGAACCUUCUCUUGAGAUUAAGCCUGAGCAGGACGGUAUGGAGCACGUUGGCAGAGAUGACCCAAAGGCUCUUGGUGAAGAACCCAAACAAAGGAGAGGCAGUGCCUCUGGGAGUGAGCCUGCUGGGGACAGUGACAGGGGAGGGGGCCCCAUUGAGCAUUAUCACCUCCAUCUGUCUAGUUGCCACGAGUGUCUGGAACUUGAGAACAGCACCAUUGAGUCAGUCAAGUUUGCAUCUGCCGAGAACAUUCCAGACCUUCCCUACGAUUAUAGCAGCAGUUUGGAGAGUGUUGCUGAUGAGACCUCCCCUGCAAGAGAAGGGAGAAGAGUCAACCCCACAGGAAAGGCACCUAACAUCCUCCUCUAUGUGGGCUCCAACUCCCAGGAAGCCCUCGGCCGGUUCCAUGAGGUCCGGUCCGUGCUGGCUGACUGUGUGGACAUUGACAGUUACGUUCUCUACCACUUGCUGGAGGACAGUGCUCUCAGAGACCCGUGGAUGGACAACUGUCUGCUGUUGGUCAUUGCUACCAGGGAGUCCAUUCCUGAAGACCUGUACCAGAAGUUCAUGGCCUAUCUUUCUCAGGGAGGGAAGGUGUUGGGCCUGUCUUCGUCCUUCACCUUUGGUGGCUUUCAGGUGACAAGCAAGGAUGCACUGCGGAAGACAGUCCAGAACCUGGUUUUCUCCAAGGCUGAUCAGAGCGAGGUGAAGCUCAGCGUCUUGAGCAGUGGCUGCAGGUACCAGGAAGGCCCCGUCCGGCUCAGCCCCGGCGGGCUCCAGGGCCACCUGGAGAAUGAUGACAAGGACAGGAUGAUUGUGCAUGUGCCUUUUGGAACUCGCGGGGGAGAAGCUGUUCUUUGCCAGGUGCACUUGGAACUACCUCCGAGCUCCGACAUAGUGCAAGCUCCAGAAGAUUUUAACUUGCUUAAGUCAAGCAAUUUUAGAAGAUACGAAGUCCUUAGAGAGAUUCUGACAACCCUUGGCCUCAGCUGUGACAUGAAACAAGUUCCUGCCUUAACUCCUCUUUACUUGCUGUCAGCUGUGGAGGAAAUCCGGGAUCCUCUCAUGCGGUGGCUUGGGAAACACGUGAACUCCAAGGGAGAAAUAAAAUCCAGCCAGCUCUCUCUUAGAUUUGUUUCAUCCUACGUGUCUGAAGUAGAAAUAACCCCAUCUUGUAUACCUGUGGUGACCAACAUGGAGGCCUUCUCAUCAGAAAAUUUCAACUUGGAGAUCUAUCGCCAAAAUCUGCAGACCAAGCAGUUGGGGAAAGUAAUUUUGUUUGCCGAAGUGACCCCCACAACGAUGCAUCUCCUGGAUGGGUUGAUGUUUCAGACACCGCAGGAAAUGGGCUUAAUAGCGAUCGCAGCCCGGCAGACCCAGGGCAAAGGACGGGGAGGGAAUGCGUGGCUGAGCCCCGUGGGAUGUGCUGUUUCUACUCUGCUCAUCUCCAUCCCACUGAGAUCCCAGCUGGGACAGAGGAUCCCGUUUGUCCAGCAUCUGAUGUCCGUGGCUGUCGUGGAAGCGGUGAGGUCCAUUCCCAAGUAUCAGGAUAUCAACUUACGAGUGAAGUGGCCCAACGAUAUUUAUUACAGCGACCUCAUGAAGAUCGGCGGAGUUCUGGUUAACUCAACGCUCAUGGGAGAAACAUUUCAUAUACUUAUUGGCUGUGGAUUUAAUGUGACUAACAGUAACCCUACCAUCUGCAUCAACGACCUCAUCACAGAAUACAAUAAGCAACACAAGGCCGAACUGAAGCCCUUGAGAGCCGAUUAUCUCAUCGCCAGAGUCGUGACUGUGCUGGAGAAACUGAUCGAAGAGUUUCAGGACAAAGGGCCCAACAGCGUCCUUCCCCUUUAUUACCGAUACUGGGUCCACAGUGGUCAGCAAGUCCAUCUGGGCAGCACGGACGGACCAAAGGUGUCCAUCGUUGGCCUGGACGAUUCUGGCUUCCUCCAGGUUCACCAGGAGGGCGGCGAGGUUGUGACUGUGCACCCCGAUGGCAACUCCUUCGACAUGCUGAGAAACCUCAUCCUCCCCAAACGGCGGUAAUGUGGGGCGUCCCUGAGACGGGGCUGGGCCUGCCCUCCUGACUCACCGGGCCUGGCACCUGGGCAGCAGGCGAGGAUGCCACUGGGCUGGGGUCCGAGCCCAGUGCAGAACCACCACCGUGAGCAUUCAGCUUUCAUCGCGGCCGCCUGUCCGUGCCCACGCAUCUGGAAAUCUAAUUUAGAGUUGUAGGUGAAUUUUCUCUUCCUGCAAUUCAUUUGUGAAGCCUUUGAUUCUUUUUCUAUGUUUCUGUUUUUUGUUUUAGGUUUGUUUUGUUGUUGUUUUCUUUGGUGUUUGAAGAGGCUCUGGGAUAGAUGGUUAAGAAGUAGAACAUUUAGUUUAGGGAAAGCCCUCCCACAGGUGGGAGAUCGCUCUCCCCUCUGGGGCUUGGACUUCUGUUUAUUGUCAGGGGGAGUUUUUACAUGGAAAUGGCAAUGGGAGAAUUCAGAUAUUUUCCCAGUAGUGGAGACCUUUACCCCUAGUCUAUGAAAAAACAAACUGGCCGGGUGCGGUGGCUCAAGCCUGUAAUCCCAGCACUUUGGGAGGCCGAGACGGGCGGAUCACGAGGUCAGGAGAUCAAGACCAUCCUGGCUAACACGGUGAAACCCCGUCU
Molecule: messenger RNA, 3272 nt
Organism: Rhinopithecus roxellana (golden snub-nosed monkey)
Lineage: Eukaryota; Metazoa; Chordata; Mammalia; Primates; Cercopithecidae
Gene: HLCS
Product: holocarboxylase synthetase
Exons: 11
Coding region: 38-2662 (874 amino acids)
Biological process (GO): protein modification process
Cellular component (GO): cytoplasm
Molecular function (GO): biotin--[biotin carboxyl-carrier protein] ligase activity
Source: RefSeq, a predicted model, not a curated record